AUGAGACGUAGCAAGAGUAGUAAAAGCCCUGCACAGCCCACAAGUACGCGAAGUAGAAGUGUAGUACAACCUUGCGUCAAGACAGCGACGAAGAAAAAGCAGCUCAGUUUCAGUUCGCAGACACGUGACCAAACUGUAGAUCGUGCGCGACUUCUUCCCACGACGACAAAUAAGAUGGCAUCCACGUCAUCCAGCACAACUGCCGUGGCCGGGGCGUCCCCGCACCGCGCAAAGAUUGAUAUAGGACCCAGUCUGUUGGCGUGCGACUUGGCCAAUCUAGGUGCGGAGGCACGUAUGGUGUUGGAAGCGGGGGCGGACUCGCUGCACGUGGAUGUUAUGGACGGGAACUUUGUGCCCAACAUAUCCUGGGGAAUGCCCGUCAUCUCCUGCCUCCACAAAGCCGUCCCGGAGGCGUUUCUGGAUGUACACUUGAUGGUGUCCCACCCGGCGCAGUGGAUCGAACCUAUGAAACAAGCCGGCGCCAACCGGUACACGUUCCACGUCGAGACCCAGACCGAAACCGGCGAAACGGCCCGGAUAAUAGAAACCAUCAAGAAGAACGGCAUGCUGCCGGGCAUUGCGCUAAAACCGGGCACCCCGGUCACGGACGACAUUCUCAAGCUCGCGGAAAUGGUCGACCUAACGCUGGUAUCAACUGCAAAAAUGUCUGGGUCUGGAAGAUUGCCAGGGUUGUCAUGCAUAUUUUGAAUUACCCAUGAUGUCUGUGAUGCAUGCCCUAGCAUCGCAGAUUUCUAGAGGACUUUGCGCUGCCUCUACCGCGUGAGAAAUGCCCUCUCCGCGUAGCACAAACUGGAGGCCUCUUGCUGGUGAUGCAACACAAAUUUUUUUAGAAUCCAGAGACAGCAUUACAAGUUUAGUAUCUUCCAGACCCAGACAUAUUUGCAAUGCAUAGCUGGUCAUGACAGUCGAGCCCGGAUUUGGCGGCCAGAAGUUCAUGGCGGACAUGAUGCCCAAAGUAAGUAAUGUUGCUGACUUAAAUAAUAUGUACGCUGAAGUUUUCUCAAUUUUGACUUGUUCGACGAAAUUUUUCUGAAGGUGGUUGUCUUUGUCAGUCACCGAGAAAAAUAGCGACUACCGGAAGAUCCGGACAGCUGCUGAGAAAUUACGGCAAUCUACUUUCACCAGGUUGCUAAGCUCCGGGCACAUUUGGGUCCCGAAGCGAACAUUCAAGUCGACGGAGGACUCGGGCCGGUGACGAUUGACGAAGCUGCAAAGGCGGGCGCAAACUGCAUCGUCGCCGGUAGUGCGGUAUUCAAAAAAAAACCGCCACCCGCAGAAACUAUUGGAGUGCUCCGGACCUCUGUGCAAAAACACGGGCAUGGCAAUAUGACCCAUUGACGUUCUGCUGGGCGUUUUUGUUUUUCUGGCCGCCUCUGCAAAUUAUCUCGCAGAUGUCUGCAUAUCUGUACGGUGGCCAAACCUGCGAAAGAACUCGAGAACAACUCUUGCACUAAACAAAUUUACCCAAGAACAUCAACCAACGACAUGUAUGAUUACGCAGCGUACAACUGGACCUGGCACCAGGCCGCGAUGCUGUCGCGAACCGUCUAGACCCAAGUAGACGCAGUCGCGGGAAACGUCGCUCUGCUGGCGCCAUCCAUGAGGUGUUGGCCCUCGCGUGUCUGUUGUGUAAGCGAGCUGCGUUCGUUGUUCUGACAGAUUGAAACUCCAGCUGGUCCAUUCCAGCGUUCUUUUCCUG
Amoebophrya sp. A120 is the source of this 1720-nucleotide messenger RNA. The record is from the annotation of a GenBank genome assembly. NCBI's taxonomy places the organism in Eukaryota, Dinophyceae, Syndiniales, Amoebophryaceae.